UUCCGGUUCGAGACGGAAGGCUGUGGUGAGGGUCACAUUGAGCUGCGAGGGAAUCCUGCGGCGCUCUUAGGCCGCGGCCGUGACCUCCGGGGCGUCCCUGGGCCGCAGCCUGGCUGUCUGGUGUCUGAUCCCGCUCUCCCCCUUGCACGUUGGAGGGGCCGCAGCAUCAUCCCCGAGCCACCAUCACCUCCAAAUAUCGAGUCGAGAUAGCACCCCGAGCUCUUCUUGCGACGCCGUCGGUGUCCCAGCGGCUGGAGUCAGCACCAUGGCAGAAGACAUCAAGACCAAAAUCAAGAACUACCGAACUGCCCCUUUUGACAGCCGCUUCCCCAACCAGAACCAGACCAGGAACUGCUGGCAGAACUACCUGGACUUUCACCGCUGCGAGAAGGCAAUGACUGCUAAAGACGGUGACGUCUCCGUGUGCGAAUGGUACCGGCGUGUGUAUAAGUCCCUCUGCCCCAUAUCCUGGGUGUCAGCCUGGGACGACCGCAGGGCAGAAGGCACAUUUCCUGGGAAGAUCUGAACUGGCCUAUCCCACUUCUUCCCUGUCCUUCAUCCUUCUCCCAGGGUGGUGAAGGGGGACCUGGUUACAUAAUGACCCCCACCCUGGGAUCCUGAAUCAUGAUAUAACUAAUAAUAAAAACUUACUGGAAAACUA
Messenger RNA from Choloepus didactylus (southern two-toed sloth), 661 nucleotides. Its product is annotated as cytochrome c oxidase subunit 6B1. Gene Ontology annotation, cellular component: respiratory chain complex IV; mitochondrion. The transcript has 5 exons. The coding region runs from base 266 to 526 and encodes 86 amino acids. The record is from RefSeq and is a predicted model, not a curated record. NCBI's taxonomy places the organism in Eukaryota, Metazoa, Chordata, Mammalia, Pilosa, Megalonychidae.